UUGUUUAGGGAUGUAGAUGGUAAUGGAGGGUGUUGAGACGUGGAGCGCUUCACUAUGAUACUUGUGUGUUUUAGGGUGCUUGUUACAUGUGAUGUAGCCUGAAUGUGUUUGAAGACUUUCAACAGCGUGACUGAACAACAACAGAAGUCAUGGACGGAGCUUUGGUGGUUAUUCUCAUAUCUGUGGCUAUGUUCGUGGGAUGUUUCGUGCUCGGGAUAAUCCCUUUAUUAAUCAAUUUAUCAGAGCAGAAGCUGCAGCUGAUAACUGUGCUGGGGGCGGGGCUUCUAUGUGGCACUGCUCUGUCAAUCAUCAUCCCAGAGGGGGUGGAGUUAGUACAGGAGUCGUGGAAAGAGUGGUAUUGCUCUACUUUGAGUGGGAGUCAAAAUAUUUCCGAACUGAAUUCAACUCUUCUUCCGGCCACAGAGAAAAGUGUGCGCCCUCAUUUCUUCAUCGGAGUUUCUCUGGUUUUGGGUUUUACACUCAUGUUUGUGGUAGACCAGAUUGCCAACUACUGCUCCAUACAUGAAACCCGAGCACGCAUGUCCAAUAGCAACAGUGUUACCACCACCCUGGGUCUCCUUAUUCACGCUGCAGCUGAUGGUGUCGCUCUGGGUGCAGCCGCAGCAUCAUCACAGGUAUCUGUUCAGGUCGUCGUGUUCUUCGCUGUCAUUUUGCACAAGGCUCCAGCUGCGUUCGGUCUGGUCUCCUUCCUCAUGCACGCUGGUCUGGAGAGGAGGGCGAUUCAGAAGCAUUUACUGGCGUUUUCUGCUGCUGCGCCGCUGUUGGCCAUCAGCACAUAUUUCAUCCUGAGCGCGACCAAUGGCUCUUCGCAGAACCGCCUCAGUGCUACAGGAAUUGGCAUGUUGUUUUCCGCUGGGACUUUCUUGUAUGUGGCCACAGUUCAUGUUCUUCCUGAAAUUAACAGCAGGGGGCAGCAGUGCUCCACUCACCUCCACCAUCAUGCAGGAACAGGGGGCCACCAGCAGGGGGGUCUGGGAGUUAUAGAGAGCCUCACUUUCAUACUGGGAGCGGGACUUCCUGUGCUGUUGGCCCUCGGACUGCCAGAUGAUUAAGCCAUAAGAACAAGCCAUUUUUCUUCAAAAUUCCAAACUUGACUGGCCAUUUGUAUAAUGUUGUUCUGACAUUAAAACGCUCUCUGAGAGCUAAUGUUUUAUGUUUUGUCUUUGUUAAAGUUAAGAAACUCACCAAAAGUGUUAUAUAUAUAUAUUUCAAUAUAAUUAUUUUAUAUUUGCUUUUGGAAGUGAUUUAUUUUAAAAGUGCACAUUGUACAACAUUUAAGUGCAAUACAGUGCUUGUUUUUGAAAAAAUAAUAAUUAUUCUUUUUUACAUUUUUGUGGCUUUGCUUGAACCAAAAAUGCCCGUUUAUUUGUAGCAUGCAAGUAUUAACAUUUGGAGAAUGACAGUGCAAUGAAGACAGGAACAAUUUAGACUUUGAUUUAUCUAAAAUAUAUGCAGUUGAAAAUGGCACGAUAAUCUUUCAGGUACUGGAUGUCUAUUAAAAGUCUUUAAAGCUGCUUUUUUUUGUGUGUAAAUGUUUGGGGUUUUGAGGUUCAGGUGUGUGAAUAUGAAAAUCAUUCGACUUUGAGAAGAUGUACUGCUAACAAAAUGGAAACAAAAAAAGGCUUUUAUAAGCUAAAAGAAUCAACAAAUAAGUGAGAAAUAUUCCAAAACUUUAUUAAUAAUACAAAUUCUUUUAAAAGUCACAUUAUUUGUCUUUUAACACUAUUCACAAAUACUCUUCUGCACUGUUUGAACAUUCUUCAAGCUUGUGUGUCAUGCUUUAAACAUGUUUUUGGUCUUUUUUGAUGCAGACUAAAAGCUUUCUGGUUGUCAGGCUUAGUAAUACCUAUAGAAACACUUGUAAACAUCAUAUAUAAAAUACUAAAUACCCUGCUUUUUCUUUAUAAUAAAAACUGACACUGGUUCUUCAUUGUCUAAUACUUCUGAAAUGAUAUGAGAUGGAAAAGUAUGCAUUUAAAUAUUAAUAUUCAUUCCUUGUGAGCUAGGAUCCUAGUGAGCUAUUCUCUACUAAGAAGUAUUCGCUCUUAUUGUCCUACAUAUAAUAGAUCAUAUGAAAAAUUUUAUUUUGAGAUAAACAUUGUUCAUAAAUACUCUUCUGCACUAUUAGAACAUUCUUUAAGCUUGUGUGUCAUGCUUUAAACAUGUUUUUAAUGCAGUCCAAAAGUUUUUUAAAUCUUAUAGAAACACUGUAAACAUACACAAAUAUGAAAAAUACCCUGCAUUGUAAAACUGACUUUGGUUCUCUAUUGUCCAGUACUUCAGAAAUUAUACAAUGAGAUAGAGCAGUAAAGCUGCAUUUAGAUGCAAUACAAGUUGAGCUCAGUCGACAGCAUUUGUGGCAUAAUGUUGAUUACCACAAAAAUUGAUUUCUACUCAUCCCUCCUAAAACAAAAUCAAGGUUACAGUGAGGCACUUACAAUGGAAGUGAAUGGGGCCAAUUUUUAGAGGGUUUAAAGGCAGAAAUGUGAAGCUUAUAAUUUUAUAAAAGCGCUUACAUUAAUUCUUCUGUUAAAAUGUGUGCAUUAUUUGGGCUGUAAAAUUGUUUUAAUUGUCAUUUUUACGGUCGUUUUAGGAUUUGCUAGGAUUACAUUUUUAGGAUGUUACAUCGUCAUGGCAACAAAGUCGUAAAAUCGGCUAUAACUUUACACAGAAUAGGUUAGUAAGCAAUAAAUCACACUAAAAUCAUGUUACUCAUAUGGUUUACGACUUGUAGCUAUACUUUUGAAAGUGAGUACUUUUACGUUUACAGAUUGACCCCAUUCACUUCCAUUGUAAAUGACUCACUGUAACCCAGAUUUUUGCUUUUU
Molecule: messenger RNA, 2849 nt
Organism: Myxocyprinus asiaticus (Chinese sucker)
Lineage: Eukaryota; Metazoa; Chordata; Actinopteri; Cypriniformes; Catostomidae
Product: zinc transporter ZIP9-like
Exons: 7
Coding region: 150-1073 (307 amino acids)
Biological process (GO): zinc ion transport; transmembrane transport
Cellular component (GO): membrane
Molecular function (GO): metal ion transmembrane transporter activity
Source: RefSeq, a predicted model, not a curated record